AUGGGUCAAAAGCAAUCUAGUCAAGAAGGAAAUAAGAAAGAUGAUAAGACUAAACGAAGAGAAUUCGAUCCGCCAGUACCUACUAGAAUGGGUAAACACAAACGAUCUAAAGGGCCAGAUAGUGCCAACAAAUUACCUCAAGUCACACCUCAUACACGUUGUAAACUUCGUUUAUUAAAAAUGGAGAGAAUUAAGGAUUUUCUGCUUAUGGAAGAAGAGUUUAUCAAAAAUCAGGAGCGUCUUAAAACGGAUGAAGAGCGUCACGAGGAGGAACGGUCAAAAGUUGAUGAUUUGCGUGGCACUCCAAUGUCCGUGGGGACCUUAGAAGAAAUUAUUGACGACAAUCACGUUGUAGUAUCUACCUCUGUUGGUAGCGAGCACUAUGUUAGCAUUCUUUCUUUCGUCGAUAAGGGUAUGCUUGAACCUGGGUGUUCUGUCUUGUUAAACCAUAAAGUUCAUGCUGUUGUUGGUGUCUUGACAGACGAAACCGAUCCUAUGGUUACAGUUAUGAAGUUAGAAAAGGCUCCACAAGAAACAUACGCUGAUAUUGGCGGACUCGAUGUACAAAUCCAGGAGAUCAAAGAAUCAGUUGAACUACCUUUAACUCAUCCAGAACUUUAUGAAGAAAUGGGUAUUAAACCCCCCAAAGGCGUAAUCUUGUACGGUGCACCAGGGACAGGCAAAACAUUGCUAGCUAAGGCUGUUGCUAACCAAACAUCAGCUACCUUCCUUCGGGUUGUCGGGUCAGAAUUAAUUCAAAAGUAUUUGGGUGAUGGUCCAAAAUUGGUUCGUGAGUUGUUUCGGUUGGCAGAGGAAAAUGCACCUAGUAUCGUAUUUAUUGAUGAGAUCGAUGCGGUGGGGACAAAAAGGUAUGAAUCAAAUUCAGGUGGUGAACGCGAAAUACAGAGGACAAUGUUAGAAUUACUUAAUCAACUGGAUGGUUUUGAUUCUCGUGGAGACGUGAAAGUUAUUAUGGCCACUAACAGAAUUGAAACGUUGGACCCUGCGCUAAUCAGACCUGGUCGAAUCGAUCGUAAAAUCGAAUUUCCCUUACCUGAUGAAAAAACAAAACGUCGUAUUUUCAGUAUUCAUACAAGUCGCAUGACUUUAGCUGAAGAUGUAAAUUUGGAGGAAUAUGUUUCUUCUAAAGAUGAACUUUCAGGUGCUGACAUCAAGGCUAUUUGUACUGAAGCUGGGUUGUUGGCUCUACGAGAAAGAAGAAUGAAAGUCACUGACGAAGAUUUCAAAAAGGCGAGAGAGAAUGUACUUUAUCGGAAAAGUGAAGGGACACCUGAAGGACUUUAUCUGUAA
Schistosoma guineensis is the source of this 1311-nucleotide messenger RNA. Lineage: Eukaryota; Metazoa; Platyhelminthes; Trematoda; Strigeidida; Schistosomatidae. The record is from the annotation of a GenBank genome assembly.